UGAUGAACCGUAAACUGGCACUAUUCACGAAGCGAAUAUCGAGGAACCAUGUAGACGUCUGCUGAAUAAAUGUCUUUUGUUGCUGAAAACGUUUAUUUAGAGCAAGGAAAAUGGCGAACUUUUGGGAAGAGAACUACUGGGUCGCUAUUAUCAUUGGACUCGCUGGCCUCUCGUUGAUUGUUCUGAUUAUUGUAAUUGCUGUCCUCUGCUACAGACGCUGUUCUAGAUAUGAUUAUGCUCCACUGCGUGACUACAUGUCAUUGCCAGCCAAGCUACAGAAAGAGAAACAAAUGGAAAGAGAUACAAUAAGAGAGUCAGCUCUGCUGAAUUGCCAGUUUUAUCUUCGAGCCCAUGCAGGGAAAUUCACCUUUUCAGGACAUCUGCCAGACAUGGGUAGUCGUGUUGACAAGCAUUGGUUUCUUGUACGUUACUCGUCACAAAGUAAAGAUGUCCUACUAAGCAUUUGUAACAAAGCCACUAACUGCUCUAUCUCUUUCAGCAGUAACACUCAUAAAGUCCUGCGAGAACUUCUAAAAUGUGUCAAGCAUCCGUAUUUGUGGCCAGUUCUAGACAUUGAUUUGCUGGAAGAACAAGACUUGGAAGUGUUGAUUCAGAGAUACAACAAAAGGGGCUCAUUGAAGGACUACAUCUAUCAUGAAAAACCCAAUCAAGACUGGGACAACAAGUAUGGUAUGAAGGGACAUGGGCUAGCACUGAAGGAAAUCCAGUUAUUUGGCAGGCAAAUUCUGGAGGCGCUACUCUAUCUACAAGAUGGAGGCUUUCCCCAGCACUGCCACGUACAAGCUGGUAAUGUUGUCCUAGAGAGAGGAACAUGCAAAUUGUCAGGUUAUGAGAACAUCCUCCUAGGUCACACCUCCAGACUCUAUCCAAUACUCUCCAAGAAGCUCAAGGAUAUCCCUGAGGCUUAUGAUACUCUAUCCUUUGGUCAUUUGGUGUAUGAGAUGGGUUCUGGAACAGCUUUAGACGAUACUGUCGCCAUGCCAGACAGGUCUGACUUCAAGAAGUUGAAACACCAGCAAGUUGUUGAGAUUCUUGAGUUUAUAUUUGAUGCUAACAGAGACUACCCAAGCUUGAGAGAGAUUGUGGAGCAUGAUUUUUUCCAAAACGUCAGACUGAAGGCACUAGAGAAGAAUCCACCUGCUGAGAUUCGACUAACAUCUGCCAUGAGAAAUCUGCUGAAGACAGUCAAGAAAGGACGCAUCCUGAAGACGCCAACAAUCAGACGAAGCACUCCAACCAGACACACAAGGUCAAAGCGUAAAUCUUCCGAAACAUCCCUGAAGAGCAACGAAGCGGAAACAGUGCUGUCUGGGGAACUGGUCAAUAACGGUUCUCUGCCCUCGGCAUCUGAUGGUUAUACAUCUGCCCAAGUUCCCCCCACCCCAGCCACCAUACCCCCACCCCCAGCCACCAUGCCUCCGCCCCCAGCCACCAUGCCUCCGCCCCCUCCUCUUCCGCCACCCUCUGUUGCAGUCAUCACUCCCAGAGCCCAGUCAGAUCUGCCCACCAUAUCUGAGGAGAGGAGUGCUCUUUUGAGCGAUAUCCGCAAGGGUUUAACCCUGAGACGGACAGCAUUGAGUGAACGUGUGUAAGAGGAGCUGAUGUCUUGUAAGAUCUGUCUUUUCAGCAACCAGGAAGGAUAUGUUUUCACAUGCCAGCAGUUCCGUCAGAUAAGUGAUGUAGCAGUUCUUGCUUUCUUGAUACUUCUUGAAGAAUAAUGUACCUGUGAGACAUAAGUCAAAUCAAAACAAUGGAAUACAGAUAUGCUAUAAAUAGGCUAUUAUUGUUGCCAUGAAACAAUAAAAAUCUAUUUUGAGAGCUGAUUGUUCAUGUCUUGUCUAAGCCCACAUGCUGCAUUCAACUUAGGAUUCUGCUGAAGGUACAUGUAAGAGACAGAUAAUUGAAAAGACAGAGGUUCCAUAGUAGCGGUUAGAGCUUCAGACCUGCUUGUCUUUGCUAAAAACCAGUCAUUAGAAUCCUGAGUGUCAAAGUGCUUUAGCAUCACAAAUCUAUUAAUUUGGGGGAGUUGGCUUCAAAGUAAUGACAGUUUUUCUGCUUAUUUUUAAAUCUUGGUUUUAGAAGAGCCAAACAAGAACUGUUCUGAAGAGACUAUAUUUGCAAAUAUUGAAGAGUACAAUGCAAACAGUGUCACAGCUGCCAGUUCUUAACACAGGUGUCUUGUUCUCCACUUGAACGGUGGGAACACGACCCCAGAACACUGAGUCUCGGAGCAGGAUCACACACUACCUCCUCGUUGGAGUUUUACAUGAACACACAGAAAAACUCAUGAGAUUUCGGAGGGCUGCAAAAAAGCGAGAUGGCUUAUAAAGCCGGAGAUUUUGCAGUUUUGCAAUAAUUAACAUUAAUAAUUUUCCAUAGAAAUAAAAAUUUCUUCUUUAAAUAGAAAAGAAUUCAGACCAGAUAUCCAAAUAUUACACCUCCAAGAACGUAGCUAGGCCUAUGUGGACGUCUCCACUGUUGCAUGAUGCUUGCCAGUAACUACCAGCGAUAGCUGGUUGUUCGUUCCUGGCGUUCGAGCAACAGACCCACGAAGAACAAAUUGAGCUGUUCAUGAACAUACGAGAACAAGCUGCCCAAACUCGGCCAGUGAGUUUAUGCAUGCUGCUGGCCCUCAUUCACACUGUUUGAUGAAAAUAUGAUUUACAUGUAGCACUUUCAGGGUCUCUCAUCUUGCAUUAAGUUAGACAUUGUGUCCAAUCUGUGUUGGGAGUAUCUUCUUCAUCGUGGCCAUUCUGAGCUUGGCGUUGUUGACAAUUUUUUGGAGGGGGAAAGGAGAACAAGCCAGUUGAGUGGUUUCUUCAGGCACAAUUUCUUGAAGUGGACCAUGCAUUACUCAACAUAAAAGGGCAAAAUGGGCUAUGACAAGGUUUGGCCUCAGCUUAGUUGAUUGGACAGACUACCUGAAAAUGCAGAACACACGCAAUAUGAAGUCAUUGUCAUUACCAGAACCAAUAGUUCAGCAAAGUAAUGAAAAGAUUUGUCUUUUGGCAUGUCAAAUAUAAAAAUGCAUUUUGUAAUGAAUAAUUGAACCUGAUCAUAAAAGUUGUAUUUUGAGAAAUACUGUCUAUGCAGUUAAUGUAUCGUUGAUGUAUUCUAUGAAAUAUCAAUAAACAAAGUUCCAUUAUGGAUGGCUAAUUAAAAUUUUGACCUUACCAAGCAAUCCACAAUGCUAAGUUAUGUAGUAUAAAUACAUUUAUUUUAUAUAACAAGUAAUUUUUAUAAAGUAAUUUAAAACCAAUUCUCUGCCAAGUUGUCUAAUUUAUUAAAUUGAGUUAUUCUUUUGGUGUAUUCUAUGCAAUUUUGCUGAAACAAGGUUUAGUUACGGAUAGCUAAUAAUAAGUGUGACUGUAAUACAAAGCAAUUUACAAUGCCAAGUCAUGUAACAUAGAUAUUUUAAAUUAUCAGAUAAUUUUUUCAACCAGUGCUUUGCUAACGUUUUCAAUUUUAUACGUCAAAGCAAAUUCCAGCUGACUAGAAACAAAUUAAGAAAUGAAAUUUCUGAUUAACAGAGUUGCAGACUAUCUCUGCAUGAAAUUUUAAAUCAGAUUUUUUUAAGCGUUCAUCAUCAAUUCUAAGCCCUGCGUUUGUGGCAAACUUGAGACAACAUUGACAUGGGGAUAGCAAUUUUUUUGAAGUAGGUUUUUGUCUGAAAUGAUCUGGAUUUGCCCUAUAUCAGAUAGGUUUUUUGAGACUUAACCAUCCUUCGAUGGUGGUACAAAAGUGAAUGCAGACAUCCAGGAACUUAAUAAAUCAACCUAAAGCCUCUUUUAAUAUUCUGUUUGGAUUGAACGGGUUUUCAAGCAGUACUGAGCGGUAACAAAAGAACUGGCGCAUAGUUGCGUUAGGCAUCACUUGUCCUUUUCAUCACCGACUGACCUAAGUCUGACCCGCUCAUGCAGUCAUAACACCGGUGUAAUGGCAAAACCCGCUUCCAUAAAAGUAUUUGUGAAAUUGUAAGACUUCUGUAGCUGUUAUCUUCUCGGGGUCAUAGCUGGCCGUUCUGCUUUUCUGUGGUUUAAUGGAACUUGAACAAGUUUUCAAGGUCCAUACUUCACCCCCAGUCGGCAAUAAUAGACCCUGCUUAUUUACUACCGUCACGGUUGAGGUAAUUCGGCCUCGGCCAGCCAUCUCGGGUGUGUCCCCAAGCCGAGUCACUGCGCCAUACACCAGCUUUUGAGGAAACGAAGAGCACGUCUACUUUUUUGAACAAGCAGGAACUCAAGAAAAUUUAGUUUGGAAAACCUAAUGGAGGACUGUAACUCUCGUUGCCGUGGAAGGUCAAGUAUUUGUGACAAGGCACGCUGACAUGCUGAUUCAAAACUGCUAUGAUUCGCCUGAAAGUAAAAAUGGUUCUUUAAAGAUGAAGACUUACAUCUGCAUCUUCAUUCUGAUCAUCUGCAUCGGUUUGGUUUGUGCCAGUGACAGCAAGGAUGAAAGCCUCCAAGAGUUGUUGUAUGAGCUGCGUAACAAGUUGGCACGGGAAGAGCGGAGAGAGAAAGCAUGUGGUCUUACAACAUGCCCUGAUGACGUGGAGUGUGUAGAUGGAGACUUUGGUCCCUAUUGUGACUGGCCACGGAAGUGAAUGGUCGACCGACGACAAACGAUUGGAUUUGGGACCGCGACAUUGCUCAGAGUUUGUUUGGCCGACAAUUCUCUCUUAUUAGUUUAUCCUUCCAAAUAAAAAAAAUGGUGAUUUUGUGGUUUUACACUUAUAAGAUUCCAAAUACCACCUGAAACCGUAAGCAGUUUCAGAGAAUUCAGUAGAAUUAAUUAGCGUUCGUGUCAGUAGAUUGAGCAAGAUUGUAGUACAGAUGUUGGAAAAGUCCGAAUAUUACAACAAGGCUUUCAUUCCAAGAAUUAUAAAUCUCAAGUUAUUCAGUGCGAAUAACACUUUGCAUUCAACUGUGAAGUUCACUUGUUCCACAAUUAUCUGGUCACCAAGACUUCAAAUUUGCCAGGCCCAAGUGUACAUGUACAAGAAACUGUACAAAGCACACUAUGGAAACGUGAUGUUUUAAGCACUUCGAAGAAAAUGUAGUCCGCGUUUAAAUAUUAGUUUCUUCACCAUCCUUUGUAAUUCUUUCAUUAAUUGUUACAGAAAAAAAUCUGAUUUGACUUAAAAAUAAACAGUGGGUUCUAAUAGCAAAAUCGUGUUCAGUGUUAAAACAGACAUUUUGUGUCCACAUUUCCUCCGAACAAGAAACUGCACGAUAAAUUUAU
Messenger RNA from Acanthaster planci (crown-of-thorns starfish), 5262 nucleotides. RefSeq names its product slowpoke-binding protein-like. NCBI's taxonomy places the organism in Eukaryota, Metazoa, Echinodermata, Asteroidea, Valvatida, Acanthasteridae. Gene Ontology annotation, molecular function: actin binding. The record is from RefSeq and is a predicted model, not a curated record.